AUGUCAGCAGCGAACCUAGCCCAGCUGUUGGCCCAAUGGGUACGGGAAGCGGGCAUUUCCAAACAGGACGAGUAUGAGGAAGCAGUGUGGAACAAGACCAAAGAGGUCAUGGCAGAAUUUGUGAAUUACAUGGACGACGACAACAUAAUACCGUAUGCAUCGAACUGUGAUAACGCAGGAUGGAACCUUCCCGGACGUCCUGGCGACGGUGACAUCUAUUUUGGACAGACGGUGGGCGAUAAGAUUGUAUGCGUACUUAUGGUAGGGGCCUUAUUUUUCAUGAAUGGGUGGACUAGUACAGAAAUGACUAGACUGAAGGAAGAUAAAAUCAGUGAAAGAAUAAGGGAGCACUUACGAUGCAUAAUAGUACAUAUGUUUAGCGCCGUAUUAGACGCAUACGUGUGUCCGAGUGGGCGGGGCACAUCCUAUGCAUGGAGACAGAUGGAAGGAAUGCACAGUGGGCCCGGCAGUUGGGGGGGGGGUUCGAUAGAGCGGGGAAAAUGUGGUAGAGAACUAGUUGCGCAUGGGAAGAUGCGAACACUUGACUUAAAUGCAGAAGUAAAGAAAUGGUUAGGGGGAAACAGCAAACUACAAAAACGACUUAAAAACGUGAAGGGAACUGCAGCAUGUCGGACACAAUGGCAGCAGAAAUGGAAAAUAGAGGAAUUCUUGAACAAUGAGAAUAUGCAGAAUCAGGAGAACUUAGAGAUUACUCGAGAAGUGCACGACUUGAGGGAAGGCAUGAAGGACAUAUUAAAGGAGCUCGCGAGAGAGGUGGAGCAGGGCGAAGAAGAGAGGCUACGGGCGAAGAAGAGGAAGUUAGGUGAGACAGGCGAGGUUUGGGCAGAAGGAAACAAAUUAGAAAGACGGAGGCAGCAUAAGCACACACACGACAACUACAGACAGUGUAGAACGAAGGAUGGCCAAAACGGACAGGCCUCCACCAAGGCGCGAACACCAUCAUCCAAGGAAGCGCCAGCGAAGGACAGCAAGAGCAAGGCGGCCUCAGACGGUAAUGGGGACAAGACCAAGAAGACAGAAGAGCCACCACCGAAGAAGCCAGAAGAUCCACCAGCUAAGGUACCAGAGGCACCAAAGGAGGUUGUUCCUGAGAAGAAAGUACCAAAGGCACCAGUAUCAGGGGGAGAUUCAGUAUCCAGGGCAGAUCCCACAGCUGGAGGACAGGAUGGGGUAGCGACAGUAUCGGGGCAGCAACCACAAGCACCGGCACCCCCAGUAUUACCAGCAUCACCACCGGCACCACAACCGCCACCUGCGGCACCAACAACGGAAGCAGGGGUUGGACGAGCCGGAGCCGCAGCAGGGGCAGACGGGAACUCCACAGAACCAACGGUUAAGGUUUCGGAUGCAAAGUCCCCAGGUAAGGCGCCAUGUCCCGACAGCAACGGCACAUCUACAGGUGUCUCCAUUAGUUGUGAGACUACCUCGGAUGCAGCACUGGGCGAGACACCAGAAGUCAAAAAACUCCUGGAGGAGGAAGACAAGAACAAGGCAGGUGCAGAUCGCAGAAAAAGUAACAGUGUACCAGAGCCUCCCGCAGCAGCUGAAGCAGCACCUGCAGAAUCCACACCAGCACCAGCUACACCUGUACCUGCAGGAACACCUGCUGUGUCCACGGAAGUAACAGCGAUAACUACUGCAUCCACGGAGAAUCCACCACCAACAGGAGUACAUACUACAGUAACAGGAACAGGAGCAGGAACGGGAGCCACUGUUACCACCGCCAGUACCGGUGCGGAUGACCCCCCUCCUCUCAAUCCACCCAAACCUACAGCGAACCCGAACCCAAAUCAAUCGGGGUCGAGCGGCAGCGGCGCAGGCGGCCGCGGUACUGGUACUGCACAAGGUGCAGGAAGUGGUGGGGCAGGUGCAGAGCCAAGUGCAGGUAGCGCACAUGCAGGAUCAGGUUCUACUGGUCACCAAACCCCGGGUUCCUCAGGACCAGGUGCAACGGGGACUGUGAAACCAAAUUCCUCAGGCACUGGUUCUACCGGUCAUGGUACUGCAACUACAGGAGGUGACGGAGGUGGCUGGGCACUGAACCUGAAACUACCAAAACCAAACGGUAACUUCGGAGGAUCCUAUGGAACAGGUCCCACACCCGAUCCACAUGGUACAAGCUCCAGUACACCUAAGGAAGGCGGCACUCUUGCCCCCGACCUAACCGCCGAUGUCUUUACCGCCACUACUCCCGUACUCUUCUUCCUGUCCGCCGUCGCCGUCGCUCUUCUUGGUUAUUCCCUGUGGAAGCUACGUAUACACUACUUUGCGUACCUCGGAACAAAACGACGACGAAAAUAUCGAACCGUUCGUGACGUGCCGUCACCGCCACUCGACGAACAAAUAUUAGACCAUCUACAACGCGGCGAACGUCCGCCACCACCCGAUUACGGGUACACGGUGGUUAGGGAUAGGCCACCCGCGUUAACAUCCGCUAGAGCACGCCCACCACGCGUGCAUAAGCGCACGAUCAUCGAGCUACAUUUAGAAAUGCUCAACGAAUGUGAAGUGGCGGCAUGGGAAAACGUCAAAGACGACUAUUUGCACAUACUCGUUGAAGCGUUUAUGGGGGACCGCAAUGGGCACAGUGGUUCCCCGGCUUCUUCGUCGAAUCACGAUUCACCAGGGACCAAUGUUGCCUCCACCUUGCAUCCAUCCACUGACAUCGACGGCAUAGAUCCAUGUUCACCACAUGACUGCGAUUCAUGCAGUUGUAUGGAAACUAUACAGUUAGCAACGGACCGUUCUGCACCGAAUGCAGCCGACCCCGAUCCAUGCAGUUGCAUGGAAACUAUACAGUUCGCAACGGACACUUCACCACCCACUGAAGACGACCCCGAUCCAUGGCGUUGUAUGGAAACUAUACCGUUAGCCACGGACCCUUGUCCCCCUAACGAAGAUAACCCCGAUCCAUGGAGUUGUAUGGACAACAUACAGUUACAACUGGACCCUUGUUCACCGAAUGACCAAGAUCCAUGGAGUUGUAUGCAAUCCAUACAGUUAGAUGCAGAACAGAGUCGUGCUCAUUCCGACCCCGGGGAUGCGACGUUGGACUGCAUCCAUUGGAUUAACUGGAUUGACCACCACAAGCAUCUAUUGCACGAGUGCAUGACACAGCCGUGGUUUAUGCAAUUAAAAGCGCAUUGGAAACAAUACUAUCAACAACAUGCGACAAACGAAGUAUCUGGCAACAGUGAACACUGUGAGCACGGUCAUAUCCCGUCCGCAGACAUGACGAAACUGCGGUUGUAG
Molecule: messenger RNA, 3273 nt
Organism: Plasmodium fragile
Lineage: Eukaryota; Apicomplexa; Aconoidasida; Haemosporida; Plasmodiidae
Exons: 6
Coding region: 1-3273 (1090 amino acids)
Source: RefSeq, a predicted model, not a curated record